AUGGGUUUUCUCAAAACAGCUGCCGCUCUUUCUUGCGGCAUACCGACCAUCAUAGCUACCGUGCCGUCGAUUUCGGGAUAUACCCUCACAUGGAGCGAUGACUUCAAUGGCGCUGCAGGCAGUGCCCCCUCGUCCGAUUCCUGGCAGUUCGACACCGGCACUUCCUACCCAGGGGCCUCUGCAAACUGGGGAACAGGGGAAAUAGAAUCAUACACCACCGACUCCAGCAAUAUCGCUUUGACCGGGAACGGAUCGCUCGCCAUUACACCGGUCCUAAAUGGAGGAUCGUGGACUUCGGCGCGUAUUGAGACCGUUCCAAGCAACUUUACGGCUGAAUCGGGAUCGAAAAUGAUUAUCCAGGCUAGGAUUCAGAUGCCUUCCAUCACUGGUGAACAAGCUGUAGGUUACUGGCCAGCUUUCUGGGCGAUGGGCUCUGACUUCCGCGGCAACUAUUGGAACUGGCCCGUUAUUGGAGAGUUUGACAUCAUGGAGAACGUGAACGGCCUUGACUGGGUCUCAGGAACUUUCCAUUGCGGCGUGAACCCUGGUGGGCCUUGCAACGAGACAGAUGGACUCACAGGACAAGUCGCCUGCCCAGGCUCUUCAUGCACAGGCAACUACCACACCUACAGCAUUACGGUGGAUCGGUCGGCAUCCCCCGAGACGCUGACAUGGGCUGUUGAUGGUCAGUCCUAUCACUCGGUGUCGGAAACUGAUGUGGGAAAUGCCACUACCUGGAGUUCUGCGGUGGAUAGCACCAAAUUCAUCUUACUCAACGUUGCCGUUGGAGGCUCUUAUCCCGACAAAGUAUAUACAUCCACAACUCCGAUUUCUUCGACUGUCGGUGGCUACCCGAUGUAUGUUGAUUACGUUGCCGUGUAUAACGCUUAG
Talaromyces rugulosus is the source of this 891-nucleotide messenger RNA. RefSeq lists its product as uncharacterized. Bases 1 to 891 code for a protein of 296 amino acids. The transcript has a single exon. Lineage: Eukaryota; Fungi; Ascomycota; Eurotiomycetes; Eurotiales; Trichocomaceae. Gene Ontology annotation, molecular function: hydrolase activity, hydrolyzing O-glycosyl compounds. Gene Ontology annotation, biological process: carbohydrate metabolic process. The record is from RefSeq and is a predicted model, not a curated record.